CCCGUGGGCAUUCCCCAUGUCAUCGCGCGGCGGCACAAGCAGCAGGGACAGGCGGCCUACAGAGACAGCUGGCUCCUGAGGGACGGGCUCAAUAAACCUGAAAGUACUGAGCAGAGACAAAAUGGCCUUAAAAUGGUGGACCAAGCAAUAUGGUCCAAAAAGAUGUCAAAUGGAGCAAGGCGUAUACCAGUGUCACCUGAUCAGGCCAGGUCAUACAACAGACAGAUGCGGCCAGCUAUUUUAGAUCACAGCUCUGGGGCCAAGUGGACAAACACAUCAAAUCACCCUGAAUUUUUGGUAGGAGAGGAGGCACUGUAUAUUAAUCCACUGGAUUCUUAUAAUAUACACUGGCCUAUUAGAAGGGGGCAGUUAAAUCUCCACACAGGACCUGGUGGCUCCCUCACUGCAGUAUUAGCAGACCUUGAAGUUAUAUGGUCACAUGCAAUACAAAAAUAUCUGGAAAUACCAUUGAAAGACUUAAAGUACUACAGAUGCAUUUUACUAAUUCCAGACAUCUAUAAUAAACAACAUGUGAAAGAACUGGUAAAUAUGAUCCUAAUGAAGAUGGGCUUCUCAGGAAUUGUUGUACACCAGGAGUCUGUCUGUGCUACUUUUGGAAGUGGUUUAAGCAGCGCGUGUAUAGUAGAUGUGGGAGAUCAGAAAACAAGCGUUUGCUGUGUAGAAGAUGGUGUUUCCCAUCGCAACACCAGGUUGUGCCUUGCAUAUGGAGGAUCUGACGUGUCAAGGUGUUUUUAUUGGCUUAUGCAACGAGCAGGAUUCCCAUAUAGAGACUGUCAGUUAACUAAUAAGUUGGAUUGCCUGCUGCUUCAGCACUUAAAGGAGACAUUUUGUCAUCUAGACCAGGAUAUUUCUGGAUUGCAAGACCAUGAGUUCCAGAUUCGUCAUCCGGACUCUCCAGCUUUAUUAUACCAGUUCCGAUUAGGAGAUGAAAAAUUACAGGCUCCAAUGGCUCUGUUCUAUCCAGCAACUUUUGGAAUUGUUGGACAAAAAAUGACAACUUUGCAACACAGGUCACAAGGUGACGCUGAGGAUCCUCAUGAUGAACAUUAUCUGCUAGCCACACAAAGUAAGCAGGAGCAGUCUGCAAAAGCUACAGCUGAUAGAAAAUCUAUGUCGAAGCCUGGUGCAUUUGAGGGAGACUUGAGAGGCCAAGCCUCAGACAUUUCAGAGAGGAUCUACCCACAAGAAGUGGAACUGGGGUCUUCCCAGAGUGAUUGUAUGAUAUCUGGAAAUGAUUCGGAGGAACCUUUAACUGCACACAUGUCCAGGAAAACAGCUAUUUCGCAGUUUGAAGGCAAAGCCUUAGGCCUUGACAAAGCCAUUCUUCAUAGUAUUGACUGCUGCGCAUCUGAUGAUACAAAAAAGAAGAUGUACAGCUCCAUCUUAGUUGUGGGAGGAGGCCUUAUGUUUCAUAAAGCUCAAGAGUUUCUUCAACACCGAAUUCUCAACAAAAUGCCACCUUCUUUUAGAAGAGUCGUUGAAAAUGUUGAAGUCAUCACAAGACCUAAGGAUAUGGAUCCCCGCUUAAUUGCAUGGAAAGGAGGUGCAGUUUUAGCCUGUCUUGAUACAACUCAGGAGCUAUGGAUAUAUCAGCGAGAAUGGCAGCGUUUUGGUGUCAGAAUGUUACGAGAGAGAGCUGCAUUUGUAUGGUAAUGGAUACGUUUACAGUGGAACAUGAUUAAUUAAGGAUUCCUUUCCCCAAAUGCCCCCUUUUCCAGUGCAGAUGUAUUGAUCUUCUGCUGGUAGAUAUUUUUGUAUUUUAUUAAAACCGACUUCUACUGAGAUUUUUCCAAAA
Messenger RNA from Pelecanus crispus (Dalmatian pelican), 1816 nucleotides. The record is from RefSeq and is a predicted model, not a curated record. Lineage: Eukaryota; Metazoa; Chordata; Aves; Pelecaniformes; Pelecanidae.